This is a messenger RNA of Piliocolobus tephrosceles (Ugandan red Colobus), 10440 nucleotides long. It is a transcript of the gene VGLL3, whose product is annotated as vestigial like family member 3. The coding region runs from base 404 to 1381 and encodes 325 amino acids. The transcript is spliced from 4 exons. Gene Ontology annotation, biological process: regulation of DNA-templated transcription. Gene Ontology annotation, cellular component: nucleus. The record is from RefSeq and is a predicted model, not a curated record. Lineage: Eukaryota; Metazoa; Chordata; Mammalia; Primates; Cercopithecidae.
GUAUAUGCAAACCAGAACCGGGCUCCCCACGGCUGGCCGACCCGGGCCUGGGCUGUGGCUGUGACUGGCGCUGCCGUGGGCGCCGCAGCCCUCGCGGGAGCCGGACGCGGUAAUGCCCCAGCGGCGCAGCGGGCGGCUGCGUCCCUGAGCCGCUAUAUAAGCGCGGCACGGGACACCCGGAGGGGCUGAAGAUGAAGGUGCCCGCGCACGGGCCCCCGCUGAUUGCCUGUCCCUCCCGAGCCCGCGCCCCGCGCGGAGCCCGAGGCCGCCGAGGACCCGCCUUCGCCGCAGUAGCAGCUGGAGCAGCGACAGAGGCGGCAGCUGCGACGGCGGCGCCCGCGCCCCUCGCGCCAGCGCGUAGAGCGGCGGCCGCAGCUCGGGGGCCGCCACUGCCCCGGCUGCCAUGAGUUGUGCGGAGGUGAUGUAUCACCCCCAGCCGUAUGGAGCGUCCCAGUAUCUGCCCAACCCCAUGGCAGCGACAACCUGCCCCACAGCCUACUACCAGCCGGCGCCCCAACCUGGCCAGCAGAAGAAGUUAGCGGUAUUCAGCAAGAUGCAGGACUCUCUGGAAGUCACCCUUCCCAGCAAACAAGAGGAGGAGGAUGAGGAGGAGGAGGAGGAGGAGAAAGACCAGCCUGCCGAGAUGGAGUACCUUAACUCUCGCUGUGUCCUUUUCACUUAUUUCCAGGGAGACAUUGGGUCAGUAGUGGAUGAACACUUCUCAAGAGCUUUGGGCCAAGCCAUCACCCUCCAUCCAGAAUCUGCCAUUUCAAAAAGCAAGAUGGGGCUAACCCCCCUAUGGCGAGACAGCUCAGCUCUCUCAAGCCAACGGAAUAGUUUCCCAACUUCCUUUUGGACCAGCUCUUACCAGCCCCCACCUACACCUUGUCUGGGGGGAGUUCAUCCUGACUUCCAGGUCGCUGGACCCCCUGGCACCUUUUCUGCAGCUGAUCCCAGUCCUUGGCCAGGACACAGCCUGCAUCAGACUGGCCCAGCCCCUCCCCCUGCUGUGUCUGAGUCCUGGCCUUAUCCUUUGACAUCUCAGGUGAGCCCAUCCUACAGCCAUAUGCAUGACGUGUACAUGCGGCACCACCACCCUCAUGCCCACAUGCGCCACCGCCACCACCAUCACCACCAUCACCACCGUCCUGCUGGUUCUGCCCUGGAUCCAUCCUAUGGGCCUCUGCUGAUGCCUUCAGUGCACGCGGCCAGGAUUCCUGCUCCCCAGUGUGACAUCACAAAGACAGAACCCACUACAGUCACCUCUGCUACCUCAGCAUGGGCUGGAGCCUUCCAUGGAACAGUAGACAUAGUGCCAAGUGUGGGAUUUGAUACAGGUCUACAGCAUCAAGACAAGAGUAAGGAAUCACCAUGGUACUGAAACACACAAUCUUAGUGAGUUAAGUUGCAGCAUAAAUCCAAGGGCCCACUGGGAAAACAUACCGUCAGGAUUUUCCAUUCAGCAAUAGGACAUGAAGAAAGGCACGGAAGGAGAAGACAAAGUGUCACGCAGUUGACUGGGUUUCGGCCUUUCUUGAGAAAGCAAAGUGGGUCCUAGACAUUGAAGAAAAGCAUUUUUAUUUGUUUUUUUCCUCAUCUGAGCCUUUGCCAACUGUGCAACUCUCUCCUUUUGUUAUCUUGCUUUUAUCAGUAUAUAGCUAAUUUUUUGUUUCAUUUUGAUUUUUUUUUUUUUUCACCAACCACCUUUUCAGGAAAGGAUGAACCACACAUUAAAAUGCUCAUUCUUUCAGGAAUACAAGUUUGCAGCUCUAUGUGCAUCUAUUUUUGUAGAAAUACAAAAAAGUUGGUUUAGCAUUGAUGGGCUAUUUUUGAGGGAUGUAUUUUUUUUAAUAUUGUAAAAAUUGUUGAGUUCUGUUUAAAGAACUUGCUCUCAGAGAAGCACUGGCAAAAAUUUUUAAAAUGCUUAUCUCUCAGAUGUCUAUUAUAUGCUCUGUCUGUGCUUUCUAAGUUACCUCAAAUGUUUUGUGUUUUGUCCUUUUUACAAAAGUAGGUAUACCAUAGACAAACCAAUGCAGUAUUGUUUUUACAUUGAAUCGCAGUAACAAUUUAAUUCCACGCUAGCUCAAUUAGUUUUAAAUUAUAUGUAUAGCUUGAAAAGUUUUUUUUAAAUGACCAUACUAAAGAAAUGAUAUUUCAUUGCUUUGAUUUCUCCCAAAGAAAUAACUUGGAGGUUGACUAAUAAGAAAGUUGGCAUAAACUUUCAAUUAGAUGAAGAAUUUGCCCACAGGAGACUAAUUAUCUUUCUAGCCCAUCCAAAUUUGAUAAAUGGAACCAGAGGUUAUACACAACUACAAGGAAAAAACUGCAUUUAACCAUGCUACCUGCGAGUGCCAGUGACUUACUUUACUUGCUUCUAAUUGUUCAUUCAUGGCAAUUUAAAAAGUCGUAUUUUAAGUAUUUAAGGGGUUUGUUUUUCCUGAAGAGCAUUUGAAGGAACAAUAUCUGGGAAGGCACUAGAGAAAUUACAAAGCCCUAGCUCUUUCUUAUAAUGCCACCUAUCACUGUAAACUAAAACAAACAAACACAAAAUUCUAUGUGUAAUAGUUUAAACACAGAACUUAAAUCUUUUUGUUUGUUUGUUUAAAUCUGGCUUUACUUGAUUUAAUUAUUUUUAGAAAGAAAUUUAGGGCAAAAUAAAGUGUAUAUUAGGAUUUAAAUGUAUGCCACAAUUUAAAAAUAAAACCAGAGAUCAUAUACAAUUUAAAUUGGGCUAAAAAUUAAAAAUUUGAGAAUUUAACUUGAUAUGACUCUCAGGAUCUAAAUAAAGUUGAAAUUAUCAUUAAGACACUGCUAGGAGAAGAUUAAGAUUAUGAAAUUAGCAGUUAUUGAUACUGUUGAGACUUCAAAGGCAAAGUUCAUUUCUUCCAUCAACUGCUUCCAGAGAUGUCAUGUAAAAAAGUUAGUGUAAUAUGGAAGUUUUUUAGUUUUAUGAAGAGAUUUUUUCAAAUUUCUCCCAUUUUUCUCUCCACCACAUAAAAUAGUAUGUUCAGUGAAAUGCCACUUUAUAUCUUUAAUUACUCAUACGUUAUAUGUGAGCUUUUUAGACAUGAACAUGGCAUGUUCAAAUAGGCAGUGUUGUCAUAGAUAAUUUUCAAAUAUUUUCCUUGGCUGUAAUUUAUGUAUUCAUUUAUACACUAUCCAUCUUUUGAGUUUCAGAUCUAUAUAUUCUCUUGUACUGUCAUCACUCCACACUUUGCUGUUUCUUACCUAGACUUUCUUUUACACAAUAUGCACAUUUUUACCAAUGUGGGGUCCAAAUUUAAGAUACCUUCCACUCACUAAUAAUAUGAACUUAUAUUUCCUGGGAGUAGCCUGGUUAAAUUUUCUAUACUUUGGUCCAUAAUUUGAUUUGAUAUGAUUGUUUCAUUUAUAAUUUGCCCAAAUACAUGGAGCACAAAAUUGUGUGAAUUUAUAAAUCUGGUUUUGCCUUGUGUCCUUCUGAAUUUUCAAAGACAAGUGUUCAUCAGUUCCCAUGUGAUGACUCACAGGGUUAUUUACCUCAACCGCAUCCACCUUUGGACUACAUUAACUUCCUUUGUAAUUUAUGUGAAAGUAGUGUUAUACUCAAACUCAUUCAGAUCAUUCAGUUGGAUUUUCCCAAUGAAGAGGAGAAGGAAAGUAGUUACUCCUUGCUCCAUUUCUUAUUUUCCACCAAAUUUAAUUGAAGGGCAUUACUUAGAUGUCUUCACCUUGAAUUUAGACUUUGCUCUGUGUCUUUCCUGAUAACUGUCAGACAAAAAAUUUAUUGGCUCUGAGGACCAGAGAAAUGUUGGGAACCUGGUUUCUGCUGUACAGAGGAAAGAUUUGUAAGUGAGCUCUCUCUUUGAAAACAGGACCCAGGCUGGGCACGGUGGCUCAUGCCUAUAAUCCUAGCAUUAUGGGAGGCAGAGGCUCAGGAGGAUUGCUUGAGCCCAAGAGUUCAAGAUCGGCCUGGGCAACAUGGGGAGACCCUAUCCCUACAAAAAAUUUCUGAAAAACUACCUGGGCAUUGUGGUGCACAACUCUUCUCCCAGCUACUCUGGAGUCUGAGUCAGGAGGACCAUUUGAGCCCGGCAGUUUGAGUUUGCAGUUUGCAGUGAGCUGUGAUUGCACCACUAUACUCCAACUUGGGCCACAGAGCAAGAUCUUGUCUCAAAAAGAAAAAGGAAAAAGAAAACAGGCCCUAGGUGUUUGGUAUACACUGCCACCCAGAGAGUGGAUCAAAAAUAUAAAUAGAGAAUGAGCAUGUCUCUACAAUUGUCUUCUAGGACCAUAUUGCUGUUACCACCAGAAGCCCUAAAAAAGGAUGGGUUGUAAUUUAGCAUAAUAUUCUGAAUUCAUUCCAAGUUUAAAAUUCUGUCAUUCUCUGGCUCUUCUUUUUUCACAUCAAAAUGAUGCUGUUGGACUUAGAGGCUGCUGAACUGUUUUUAUGAGGGCUGCCAUCUGCCUCCACAAUUUUAUUAAAACCACUCCACCUUUAGACAAAGGUGACUUUUGUCUGAUUUUACAAAUCAGAUUUAUUCAAGCUUUCUAAAUAUCUGUGAACUAGAGCCUAGAAAAUCAUCUCAUUUAUUUUAAAUAGAAUAUGUGCUUCCACCAAUAAACCAUCGGGAGCUAAGAAACAACAUAAUGUUGACAAAUCAGGAACCUAACAGAUUAUUUUGUCUCUCAUUGCUAGUUUGAAAGAGCCUCUGAACUUUUGAGAAAUCAAUGUGUCUUCUUAAGAACGUUAAGCACCCUCUCUUAACUUUCCCCUCUAUUUGCUUCCUUUUCUCUUUCUUCUUAAGAGUAUUUGUAUUAUUUUGUUAAGCAAAAAUGGCCAAAAUUGCUCUAAAAUUUGCAAAAUGAGAAAGAAUGGUUUGCAAAUAAUUGAGGGAUUUACUUCUUUAACUUUAUAAGACUUAAAAAAAAAAAAAAAACCCAAAUUCUAGGCACUGACAUGAAAGUUGCCUUUGAGAAGCUUGUUAUUCAUUUUGCAAAAAGUAUUUGCCCAUUCCUAUUCUAAGAUUUGCAGAAUAUGUCACACUAUCUGGCUUUUGAGUUUGCUAUCUGGUUUAAUGUUGUAUUUAUAAUUUAAAGUGGCAAUCAGAAACUGUAUUUCAAAGACCUGUAUUCUAUCCCUUACUGAGUGUCCCUUCUUUAAAUAGUGUUUGCUGAACUAAGCCGGUGGGGGCAGUGGCAUUAAGUGGUGGAAAAAGGAAAGUACUUAUGUUAGAGUUUUGACUGACGGAUAAAUAGAAAGCAGAAUGAAUUAAUGGAAAAGAGUUUGGCUGUUAGGCCAUUCUCUAAAUUCUAGUUUAGCCACAAUUUUAUGUGUGGUUUGGGCGUUAUUUAUUUAUCUCAUGAGUAAAAUGGGAUAAUACCUGACAGGCAGGCUGUGGAAGUUGUAAAUCACAUACACGCGCACACACACACCCACACACACACACACACACACACACACACGAUCAAUCAUCUGGCUCAUAUUAGAUGUUCAAUAAAUAACAGCUACUAGAGAUGCCUAUCAGUUGAGUAAGUAGUUCCUUAAAUUGAGCUCCCAAAGGUCUCUUUUCUUCACAUCCGUAUUCGUUUCUGUAGCAAUCAUGAUUGUUUUUCUGUAAGAAAGUACUACAAAAAGAAUCUUUGUCUCCUACUAACUGUCCCUCCUACCUGGUAUAGGAGAUAAAUGUACAUUUCUUAAUUAGCUGACUUUUUAGUGUAUCAUUUCUGAAGGAAAAAUAAAUUAAUCUUAUAGUGGCUUGUAGGUCCAACUCAGUUUUCUUACAUGUUCCAAAAUUUUAUUUAAAUUACUGUGUCCAAAAUUGUGAGGACUGUGUCAUUCAUUCACCAUGGUUUAUAUUUUUAGUUAUAUAUCGAACUUCCUUGGCACCUAGGAUAAGAACAUUUCUUUUGAAGUUCUCCGAUUUUUUAAAUUUUUACUUGACUUGAAGGAAAGUUGCAAAAUAUGGUGGAAAAAAUCUUCCGCAUUAAAAGGGGGAAAAAACACAACCAUUUAUGAUCUCAGUCAGCAGAUUUACUCUACUCAAGGAAAAAAAGAAACCACCUUAUUGGAAGCAGAUGUUGACACUAUGUCAGUUAUUGAAGAUGGAAGGAGUUCACUUGAGCCAUUGCAGUUACAAAGGGGUAUUGAUGGCAGUUCGAAUUCCUGAUUGAUUACCUUUGCAGCCAAGGGAAAGACAGCAGAAACUGUAUGGGAUCAGAAAUGAAAUCAGCCAAUUUAAUGGAGAGGCUCCUAGAAACUCAUUUUUUUUCUUUCCUGUAAGAUAAAAGACAUCUUUCAGAAGAAGAAAGGCUUGUUUGAGAGAGAAAUUACAGUUUAUUCUCUGAAAAUAUUUAAAAGCCAAAGUGCCCUUUAAAUCUAUUAUUAAAGCAUUAAAAGUAUUAUUAAAAUCAUUUUAGAAAAAUUAGGCAAAAAUGUUAGCCUUUCAACAUCCAAUGGAACAUAGAUUUAGCCUUUCAACAUCCAAUGGAACAUAGAAAACAAACAUAGAACCUAUAAAAAAGUGAAUGGUUCUGGCAAGUGGGGGCAUGAGUGGAGCCUAUAAGGAAACCUCAGUCUCGAUAACUUCAAAAUGUUACUUUCCUUGGUAAUUUGAUCAUGGAGAUUGGUCACAGCACAAACAUUUAGAAUUUUUUAGCAGGUUUUUUUUUUUUCUUUUUAAUCUUGUAGUGCUCUCUGGGAAUUGCACCAUGUACACUUUUCCAACCUAUAGAAAUCAUCAUUAUUGUUAAAUUAUCUCAAUUUUUCCAUUUCUUUUAUUAUCUAUUGUGCUUUUUUGUUUAAAAAUACUGUUAUAGUUUUAAAGUAUUGAUCAAAGUAGUAUUCUCUUGAAGUCGUAGUCAAUUUAAUUUGAUCCAGUAAGUUUUUCUGAAUCUCCUUUUUACGUUGUAAUAAAUUCUAUUAUAAUUAAGUGUACUUUUAUCAAUUCCAUUGUAUAAGCAAACAGACACCUUUCAGAAAAGGAUAAGUAAUCAUCAAUUUGUUUUUUUUAAAAAAACAAUUUCUAGACUACUAAAUUUGGUAUAAGAAUAAUGCUUUUAAAAUGCAAAUACUUUAAUUAGUCUUUGGGUAUACACAUAAGAUGUGAACUUUCCUAUUGAUAUCUCUUUAUAUUAAUAGAGAUGUACAUUUCUUUCUAUGCUGUGGCUAGAGCAAAAGUUAAUAAUGAUCAUUUACACAACUGAUUUAAUUUCUUAGGAUAUGUACAAUAUUGAAUAUUAUAUCUGAUUUAAAAAUACUAUUCCAUACAUUUUUUUCAGGAAAUAAAACAUAGAGAAAGGUUUUCAUGUGAAUUCUUUGUAUCAUUUUAAAGUACAUAUAUUUAAAGGGAAGAUAUGGAUACAAUUUGUUUUUAUGAUAUAAAUCUAGGUAAGGUGAAAUGCUUUUGUGAACAAAAAUACAGUGUAGUGAAUUUUAUAUCUGUCACUUGAUUAGAUAAAAUGAAAACUAAUAGAAACAUUAUUUUAGUGCAUUGAAAUACCAUGAAAUUUCAGACUUGUUAGUUCUACAAGCAGUUAUGCUACCUUAAUUUUGUGUUUCCAGAAAUAAAAAUUAACCUUAGUUAUGCUGUCAUUCUGAAUUAAUAAAAAAUGUAUAACUCAUAAAAUUUUUGGCUUUAUAAGAUAAUUAUGAAAUUAUAUAUUUUUUCUGUUUUUGUGGGGCUGGGAAAACAUUUUCUUAUUUCUGUUCACUCUUCAAAUGCAGGUCUCAUAACGUGUCAAUGAUACCAGAUGAUGGAAGACUUUGUAAUAAAAACAGAUGUCAUUAUCUUCAAUUUGUUCAAUAAAUAAUUUAAUGUGAAUUGAAUGUUUAUAUUUUAAUGUAGCAUUUGGAUUUGGUCUGCAUUUCUUGAGAAUUUAAAUCACUUUUUGUUUCCUUCUUAUUCAGUUAAGCAUCUUAUAAAUAUUUUGGAAAUUGCAACAUCUUAGGUGUUUUUAAUUAAGAAGUUAAUUUCUAGGACCAAGAAGUCUAUAUGUUACAGCAAGGAAUAGAUUAUAAAACACAUGUUUAUAUUGGAAAAGCAAAUGAAAUGGGGUACAUUAAUUACAUAACAGCAAGAGUCUUGAGAAUUUUAUAAUACAAUGCUUCUAAGGAUAUUGGUUGACUAAGGCGUAUUUUGUUGUUUUUACAUUUGUUGACAGGGACCCUGCCAUAAGUAAUAUGAAAAAACAAACAAAAACUUUUCUACAAUGCAUUAACAUUGAAAAGAGAAUACAAGACCGUGUAUUCUGAAGAAAGCUAGAGUUUCUCUGCGUGGGCCCUCAAUUUUCUUAUUACACGUAUCUUUAAUGUGCAAGUACUAAAGUCUGAAAAUCAGCAUUUAAAUAAUAGACUUUCCAGCAUUAUAGAGGAAAUAAUUUGGCACAGGCUUUUUAACUGUCUACCACAUUUAGAAUGUGGUGUCAAAACGAGCUUUUUAGAACUGCUGUAAAAUAUUACUACAUUGCUACAACGAUAAUGGCCUAAAACAACACAAAUUUAUUAUCUUACAGCUUUUGUGGGUCAGAUAUUUGGCGAAGAUCUUAGUCUUGGUGGGCUACAGAAUGUAGGCAGCAUUUCUUCUGGAUGCUUCCUAGAGAGAAUCUUGCUGUUUCCUGGUUCUAGAGUCCUUUGCUUAGCUUCCUUCCAUCUUCAAAUCCAGCAACCUGGUCAAGGCCUUCUCACAUGGCAUCACUGACUUUCUCUUCUUCCUCUCCUACGAAUGUGUAAGGACUCAUGUGAUUACAAUAGCUGCAUCUGUAUAAUCCAGAAUAAUCUCAUCAUCUCAAGGUUUUGUUUUGUUUGGUUUGGUUUGGUUUUGAUGGCAUCUUGCUCUGUUGUCAGGCUGGAGUUCUGUGGUGGUAUCUCGGCUCACUCCGACCUCCGCCUCCUGGGUUCAAAGGAUCCCCCUGCCUCAGCCUCCCGAGUAGCUGGGACUACAGAUGCUGCUACCACACACGGCUCAUAUUUUGUAUUUUAGUAGAGAUGGGGUUUGACCAUGUUGGCCAGGAUGGUCUCCAACUCCUGACCUCCUGAUCUACCUGCCCUGGCCUCCCAAAGUGCUGGGAUUACAGGCGAAUGCCACUGUGCCCGGCUCAAGGUUCUUAAUUACAUCUUUAAAGUCCCUUUUUCCAUGUAAAAUAACAUAUUCAAUGGUUCUGGGGAUUAGGACUUGGGGCCAUUAUUCUACCUACAACAAUUAGUAUUGGACUUCCAUCAUUUUCUAUCACUCUUGUAAUCAAGAAGGACUAUUUCACUGGGAGUAGCAAGUCAUAAUGCUUGCGUUGGCAUUUGUGUGGGGUUUUGUCUUCAUUCAUCAAAUAAUUGCAUAUAAAGAAAAUUUCUGUCACUAUUUCAAAUGUUUCAUGUCGUUUUUAUAGUACUUCAGAAUCCAAAGGGUUAUGUGUUACUUAUGUAAGAUGAGCAGUCUGGGGGGUGGAAAGCAGGUCAUCUAGUGCAGAUUCUUCCUAGCUGAAGUGUGUUUUCUCUGGGGACAACCAAGUACGAUUUAAUUGUUUUGCUUCCUUUUUUGGGAACAUAGGCCCAUCUUGUGAUGCCCUAAGUCUCCAAGCAUCUUAUUUGACCUGCUUAUACUCAUUUGACUAAAUAGCUAAAUAUGACCACAUUGACGUGGUAAAGCUUUAACACUUUUGUCCAGAUUGAAUCACUCCAUCUGCUAUCAGUUAAGCAGUGGAAAAACUUAUGGAAAAGCAAACAUGCUUUGAUAGAUUUAAUGUGUAAAGAGGGUAUCCACACUCUGGAAUGCUGCUGAUCAAUAAAUGAACUGCAAGACUUUGUUCGAAACAACACUCAAGCACAACUGUUUUACUUUCUAUACCAAGUUUGGCUGUGACUGAAUGAAGAACACCAGCAUUGAUCUUUGCUUUGCACUUGUACAAGAGACUAUUUGCAGAGAGCCAAAUAUAGCAACAGAGGAUUUAAUAUCUUGCCAAAAAAUACAAAAUCUGUUCCCCUUUAAGCAUGACACUCUAUCCUUUCUUGUGGAUCUUGCUAAAAGGAAAAUAUAGCUUUAAACUCCCCGACUUUUUCUCUUGAAAACUCACGAAUCUUUUUCAAAUGAGCUCUGUAUGGUUUUGUGGUGUUUUAUGUUUCCAGAAGAAAAUGGCUACACGAGAAAUCUGUCCAAUGUUAUUUUUCUUACAAAAAAUACAUCUGGUGAUGGCUGUAUUAAUUAAUUUGAUUGUGUUUACACAAUGUUUACCCAUGUCAAACCAUCGUAUGGUAUACCUUAAAUAUAUACAACUUUUAUUUGUCAACGAUAACUCAGUAAGUCUGGGAAAAUAUCUUUAAGUCAAAGGUUAGAGUCACCAGAAAUAAAGAAAAAUCAUACUUUGAUAACUUCAGGACUAAUCAAGGAUAAUUGGGUGACAUGAUAUCAUGCUGUGUGCCAUUUUGUAUUAAACAAAUUACACCAACAAUAAAAAAAAAAUUGGCUUCAA